AUGGGAAAAGUUGGCGCCGGCGGCCGCUCCCCAGCCCGGCUGGGCGCGCUCCUCGCGGGCGCGGGGCUCCUGGUCCUCUGCGCCCCGGGCGCCCGCGGCGGCGCCCCCCGCUGCCCCGAGCCGCCCUCCGGCCCGGCCCCGCGCUGGGCUCCGGCUCCGGCUCCGGCCGCGGCCGCGGGGGCCGCCCCUCGCCGGGGGCCGCCGCCCCUGCCCCUGCCCCUGCCCCUCCUCGGGCGCCCCCUGUUCGCCGUGGCCCCCGGGGACCGAGCGCUGCCCCUGGCGCGGGCCCCCGGCUCCCGCGCGGCCGCCGAGGUCGCCCCGCGCUCGGGCCGGCGGAGGCGCAGGGAAGCGGCUCGGGGCAAGGCUGGCGGCGGAGGGCGCGCGGGCCGGAGCCCCCGGGGAGCGCCGCGGGACGGAGCGCGGCCCGAGCCCGGGACCCCGGAGCGGGACCCGGACAGAGCCACUCGCUUCCGGAUGGAGGAGCUGAGGCUGACCAGCACCACGUUCGCGCUGACGGGCGACUCCGCGCACAACCAAGCCAUGGUCCACUGGUCCGGCCACAACAGCAGCGUGAUUCUCAUUUUGACAAAGCUCUAUGACUAUAACCUGGGGAGCAUCACUGAGAGCUCGCUUUGGAGGUCAACUGAUUACGGAACAACUUAUGAGAAGCUGAAUGAUAAAGUUGGGUUGAAAACAAUUUUAAGCUAUCUCUACGUGUGUCCUACCAACAAGCGUAAGAUUAUGUUACUCACAGACCCGGAGAUUGAGAGCAGUUUAUUGAUCAGCUCAGAUGAAGGGGCCACCUAUCAAAAGUACCGGCUGAACUUUUAUAUCCAAAGCUUACUUUUCCACCCCAAGCAAGAGGACUGGAUUCUGGCAUACAGCCAAGACCAAAAGUUAUACAGCUCUGCUGAAUUUGGGAGAAGGUGGCAGCUUAUCCAGGAAGGGGUCGUACCAAACAGAUUCUACUGGUCCGUAAUGGGGUCAAAUAAGGAACCAGACCUUGUGCAUCUCGAGGCCAGAACUGUAGAUGGUCAUUCACAGUACCUAACUUGCCGAAUGCAGAACUGCACAGAGGCCAACAGAAAUAAGCCUUUCCCAGGCUACAUUGACCCAGACUCUUUGAUUGUCCAGGAUGAUUACGUGUUUGUUCAGCUGACAUCAGGAGGACGGCCACAUUACUACGUGUCCUACCGAAGGAAUGCGUUUGCCCAAAUGAAGCUGCCCAAAUAUGCUUUGCCUAAGGACAUGCAUGUCAUCAGCACAGAUGAGAAUCAAGUGUUUGCAGCGGUUCAAGAAUGGAACCAGAAUGACACAUACAACCUCUAUAUCUCAGACACCCGUGGGGUCUAUUUCACGCUGGCCUUGGAGAAUGUUCAGAGCAGCAGAGGUCCAGAGGGCAACAUCAUGAUCGACCUCUAUGAGGUAGCAGGGAUAAAGGGAAUGUUCUUGGCUAACAAGAAGAUUGACAACCAAGUGAAGACUUUCAUCACAUAUAACAAAGGCCGAGACUGGCGUUUGCUGCAGGCGCCGGACACGGAUCUAAGGGGAGACCCUGUGCACUGCUUACUGCCCUAUUGCUCACUACACCUCCACCUUAAGGUCUCCGAGAAUCCCUACACGUCAGGGAUCAUUGCCAGCCGAGACACAGCUCCCAGCAUCAUAGUGGCUUCAGGUAAUAUUGGUUCUGAAUUAUCAGACAGCGACAUCAGCAUGUUUGUCUCUUCAGAUGCAGGGAACACCUGGAGGCAGAUCUUUGAAGAAGAACACAGUGUUUUGUAUCUGGAUCAGGGUGGAGUUCUGGUUGCUAUGAAGCACACAUCUCUCCCAAUUCGACAUCUCUGGUUGAGUUUUGAUGAAGGGAGAUCUUGGAGCAAGUAUAGUUUCACAUCUAUUCCACUUUUUGUGGAUGGAGUUCUGGGUGAGCCUGGGGAAGAGACUCUAAUCAUGACAGUGUUUGGACACUUCAGCCACCGCUCUGAAUGGCAGCUGGUCAAAGUGGACUACAAGUCCAUUUUCGACAGACGGUGUGCCGAGGAAGACUACAGACCCUGGCAGCUGCACAGCCAGGGGGAAGCGUGCAUCAUGGGAGCAAAAAGGAUAUAUAAGAAGCGAAAAUCAGAGCGUAAGUGUAUGCAAGGCAAAUAUGCAGGAGCUAUGGAAUCUGAACCCUGUGUCUGCACAGAGGCCGAUUUUGACUGUGACUAUGGGUAUGAGCGACACAGCAAUGGUCAGUGUCUGCCGGCAUUUUGGUUCAAUCCAUCUUCUCUGUCAAAGGACUGCAGCUUAGGACAGAGUUAUCUCAACAGUACUGGGUACAGGAAAGUGGUUUCCAAUAACUGCACGGAUGGAGUAAGAGAACAGUACACUGCCAAACCGCAGAAGUGUCCUGGGAAGGCCCCACGGGGGCUGAGGAUUGUCACCGCUGAUGGAAAGUUGACAGCAGAGCAAGGGCACAAUGUUACCCUCAUGGUGCAGUUGGAAGAGGGUGACGUCCAGAGGACACUCAUCCAAGUGGACUUUGGUGAUGGCAUCGCAGUGUCUUAUGUCAACCUCAGCUCCAUGGAAGACGGGAUCAAACACGUCUAUCACAACGUGGGCAUUUUCCGAGUGACCGUGCAGGUGGACAACAGUCUGGGCUCUGACAGCGCCGUCCUGUACUUACAUGUAACUUGUCCCCUGGAGCAUGUACACCUGUCUCUUCCCUUUGUCACCACAAAGAACAAAGAGGUCAACGCGACGGCAGUGCUGUGGCCCAGCCAAGUGGGCACCCUCACUUACGUGUGGUGGUACGGAAACAACACCGAGCCUCUGAUCACCCUGGAAGGAAGCAUAUCGUUCAAGUUUACUUCUGAAGGGAUGAACACCAUCACAGUGCAGGUGUCCGCUGGGAAUGCCAUCCUGCAAGACACAAAGACCAUCGCAGUGUAUGAGGAAUUUCGAUCUCUUCGCCUCUCCUUCUCUCCGAACUUGGACGACUACAACCCUGAUAUCCCUGAGUGGAGGAGGGACAUCAGCCGAGUCAUCAAAAAAUCCCUGGUGGAGGCCACAGGGGUCCCAGGCCAGCACAUCUUGGUGGCGGUGCUCCCUGGCUUACCCACCGCCGCUGAGCUCUUUGUCUUACCCUAUCAGGAUCCGACUGGAGAAAACAAAAGGUCAGCUGAAGAUCUGGAGCAGAUAUCAGAACUGCUGAUCCACAAGCUCAACCAAAACUCAGUGCACUUUGAGCUGAAGCCCGGGGUCCAAAUCCUUGUCCACGCAGCCCACUUAACAGCAGCCCCACUGGUGGACCUCACUCCGACCCACAGUGGAUCUGCCAUGCUGAUGCUGCUCUCAGUGGUGUUUGUGGGGCUGGCCGUGUUCGUCAUCUACAAGUUUAAAAGGAAGAUCCCGGGGAUUAAUGUUUAUGCCCAGAUGCAGAAUGAGAAAGAACGAGAGAUGGUCAGUCGGGUCAUUCACCCUGAAAGCAGGGCCCAUAUCCCUCAGACUGAACUAAGGAGGCCUGGCCAACUGAUAGAUGAGAAGGUGGAAUCACAGCUCAUAGGAAGUAUUUCCAUAGUUGCUGAGAAUCAAAGCACAAAAGAAAUCCCUACCUAUGUAAAUGUUUGAAUGGAGGACGCCAGUAAAAACAAAAACAAACAAAAAUAAAAUAAAAACAAUCAAAAAUCCAAACAAACAGACAAACAAACACUCACUGCAUCGGGACUUUUUAAUUCUUCAGACACAGACAACAAGGGUUUUUAGCUUUAAGCCUGUGCAUGUGGACAAUACCUUGAGAACAUGCUGGAGGGGCAGUGUACAGGUGCUCUAUUUUAAUGGAAAAAAACACUCCCCUCCCCCUUUCCUCUUCUCUCUCUUUUUUCUGAUCGGUCGUGUUUGUAGAAAAUUCAUAACAUAUAGAGGCCAAGGAAAUCUGCAUGUGUUUUUGGAAAUAUUCUUGGCUCUAGAUUUAACAGCUAUUUUAGCACUAGAGGCUGAUGGGGGGGAGUAGCCGCCCCAGCCCCUUUCAUAAGACACAAAGACAUGCACAGGAGUGUGAAACCCUGAGCUGUUUCUCUGUCCCACUUUCCUCAUUGCCAAUUUCUUUUCUAAGUUUUCUCCGGUAGCUCUGGCGGCCAGCAGUGGCCACAAGGCUGCUUGCGUGUUGCAUUCUGUGUGGCCACAGGGAAGAAGGAGCCAGGUGAAGUUCCAUGUACGCAGGCAGAGUAGGGAAGGCAGGCAGGAGGGGCAAACAUGUCAGACGUGGACCUCUGUUUCCUGUUCACCCCUUUCUGUCACCAAGGCUUCCCCUGGUAGCUUUUAUACUCCCAUCCCAACUUAACAUAGAAAAUAGAAUCCCAGUGCCCCAGCGUCUGGCCUCCCCAUUUGUUUGCUACCCAGGUGUGGUCAUGAUUCUGUUGAUGUCUUUGUACCUCUUCCUUCCAAACUCCAAGUUGUCUUUCAACUCCUCCUCCUUUUUCUUCCCAAACAUGUUACUGAAUUCUAGACAUUAACCUUGGUGUUCCCUAAAUACUGGCCUAGCCUCUGCCAGACUUGCCCGCCGCCCCCCGAUCACUCACAACUUUAUGAUCUGUCAGCAUGCCCGCUUUCCUGCACACUGACCAGGCUGCAUCCUGACCUGCAGGGUUCGGCUCCAUGUUUCCUUUGUCUUCUCCUAUAGAACCUGCCUCUUCCAAAUAGCCUUGCCUUGUCCCACCUGGAAACAUGCAAAGUGUGUGAAAGAGUUUGAUGUAUGCAAAGCAAUUCAAACCUGGCCAUGUACACUGGGAAAGAAAGCAUACAGAUGAAUGGUGGUAUUCUCACACCUUAACAAAAAUCUCAUGUGCAGAUUCCAGAAUAUGCUUGUGAGAAAUGUUUCAAACAUGUUACUAUGUGGCAGGGCAAUUUCCUUCUGUAAUGGUUGCUAUUACCCAGUAUUUGUUCUCUCACAGUACAGUAAAAAUAUUUGUAAAAUAAAACUGAUUUUAACCAGAAGAAGAAGCAGGUUAAUGGAUUUAAUAUUUAAGAGUGUCAAAAAAUACGAGAGUAUAUGGAAGUCUUAUCUUACAUUAGGAUAAGAUUUUGAUUAUGUAGGAUGAUCCCAGACGUUUCACAGGUGUGCUCUCUGAUCUCUGAGUAUCAUAGUAUUGGCAAAGGAAAAAUUAGUAAGCUUCAAAGGGAGGAGGUAGAUGUCUAAACAAAGCAGAUUGGCUCAGAGUAUAAACAAUCCCCAUUUGCCCAGGGCAAUAAUCAAAGAAGGCCCAGAGAAAGAAGGAAACAAAAGUCUGUUGAGCAGAAGUCCUUGGAGGAUUAUGAAUGGGGCAAAGCCCACUCUAAAAUAUAGGAGGAAGCGGUUUUGAAAACCAUUCACAGAGAGCAGCCUCCUUCUGGGCCAUGUUCCCAAGCCAAUCACAGUCUAUGACAGGGUCCUGGUGAUAAUGGGGGUGUCCCAAAGAUCCUGACGAUCCCUGCCCUUAUGUAGCUCAGGCAGGGGAAGAGUAGCAAAGCUGCAGUCAGAAGUUAAUCAAACGGAAGUUUUUGUGGCUGAGGAUGCCCAGUAUGAAUCUGGGAAAUGGAUUAUGCCUGAGGCAGCCAUCUGUUUGUAGAACUCAAUUGAUCCCCAACCUGCCAGGCUUCCUAUCCCAUAGGAAACAUCCUCAUCGAUCCGCUUCAGUUGGAGCCUUCCAAGUUUAAUCUGGAAGACAAAAUGUUUGGAAACCAAGAGGCUCACUCAAAACAGCACAGGGAGUCCUCAGAGUUGCAAUUCAAUUAAUUUUAAUUGAAAAAUUAUGAAAAAGGGAAUAACCCUCUUAAUCUCGCACAGUGCCUUGCCUAGAAUAGGUAUUAAGAAAAUUACUUGUGGAAGGAAUAAAUGGAAGAAUACAUGAGAAAACAUGAGAAAAAAUGGGUAUAUAAAUCCUAAUUAAAAAUAGAGGUAGACAUGAGAUGCCUGGCAUUUUGGAACAUGAUUACAGAUGGCCAGCUCUUUAUUCAGCAUCUCCAGCAUCCUCAUGUGCCUCUCAUCAAAGCUCCCUCCCACCUGUAGGAGAUGAGCAAGGCAAGGUACUGCUCAGAGGGGACCUCAUUGUUCUUAUGAUCUAGCUCUGUGAUUCUCAAAGUGUGGUACCUGGACCCAGCAGAAUCAGCAUCACCUCAGACUUAUUAGAAAAUGCAAAUUUGGGGUUCCCUUACUGCAGACCUACUGAAUCAGAAACUCCAGGGCGUAGGGCCCAGCAGUCUUUUUUCACCAGAUCUUCAGUUUAUUGUGAUAUACACAGAAGUUUGGGAACUGCUGCACUCUGCCACUCCAGCUCAGUCCCAAAGAGAAGGUAGUAAUGAGAGCCUACAAAUGGGAGGGACCCAAGUGCCUACUGACUCACUAACAGCAGGUGCAAACAAUACAAUGAGGAGUGUGGUGGGCUUCUGGCCAGAGGAGUGGCGGGGGAGGGAUGGAUGUGGAUUCAGGGCAAGCUAAAAAUCUGAUAUUAAAACAUUUUCCGAAAAUCCCAGAAGGCAAAUCGUGCGUGCUCUACCUUGAACUACCCAACCAACAUUUUCUCCUUUGCCUUAUUCCUAAUUGGAUUCACUGUCCAAAAUGCAGAGGUUUGCUUUGCUUUUUUUUCAGAAGUUCCAAACAGCAACUUUGAGAGCAAUGGGGUGUUUGGCAGCUGUUCUGUGUUUUCCAGGAUUCCAACUGAGCAUUGAAAUCCCUCAUUUGCCAACUUAUUUUUAUAGGAAGCCAAUUUAAAAAAAAAAAGAGAGAAAGUUUUCUUAUAGUAUUGGAACUACUUCUAAUUUUAAAAUGACUUUUUUGAUGUAUUUUUUUGUUAAAUACUAUGUAGUGUAAUGUAUACUUGCUCUUGUUUAUUGCUUUUACAAUCAUAUUUAUUAAACAGAUAAUGUCUCUAAA
Messenger RNA from Canis lupus familiaris (dog), 6889 nucleotides. It is a transcript of the gene SORCS1, whose product is annotated as sortilin related VPS10 domain containing receptor 1. Gene Ontology annotation, molecular function: protein binding. Lineage: Eukaryota; Metazoa; Chordata; Mammalia; Carnivora; Canidae. Gene Ontology annotation, cellular component: membrane; Golgi apparatus. Gene Ontology annotation, biological process: post-Golgi vesicle-mediated transport. The record is from RefSeq and is a predicted model, not a curated record.